CUCGGAGAACGGGGGAGACAGCAAACAGCUACUGUUCUCUACACUCGGGGACCAGGGACAUGGAGAAGCCACUCUCCUCCAGGAUAGAGCUGAUAACAUUCCCUGGCGCUGUCUUUACCCCUGGGGUUGCUUCAGGCAGGGGUGUCUUCCACUGCUGAAACCACUGCAAGCUGGAGAGCAAAGCCAGACCUGCCUUCCUUGUUGCUGUCACCCAGUGACUGUGCUUCCUUCCACAGGUCUUCCUUCUCUCACCAUGAAGGCGACCUUCUCAGCUGCCCUCCUUGUUCUAGCCAUCUCAGCGUGGACUUCCUUUGCAGUUGAUUUCUCUCUCCCUAUGAGCCCUCGCGUGACCGAUGAGGUCUUCCAGGAGACAAAGGACUUGUGCAACAAGAACGUCAGGAAAUGCUGGAUGCUUUCCUACUUCAAGCCCAGCGAGCCUAUAUGUGCCAGUGACCAAAUUACCUACAGCGGCGAGUGCCAUCUCUGCUCCAGAAUUCUAUACGAAAGCAGAACCAUAGUUAAAAUGCAUGAUGGAGAAUGUAUUUACUCCGGGGAAGACUAUGGACACAAUUAAAAGUUACUGAAUCCUCAGACAGCCAAGUGAAGCAUGAUGGCUGAGUCUUCAAAGAUACCAAAUUUGGGGGACAGGGGCUGGACUUUCUGGUACAGUAUUUGCCUAGUAUGUAUGAAGCCUUAGUUCAACCUCCAAUGUUUGGAGGAAAAAAAGAAUAGCUCAUUAAGAAAUGGAUCCUGGUGGUAAAAGGUACUUGGAUCAAAUUCAUUGAUUUGCUUCUUCAAUAAAUGAU
Messenger RNA from Microtus oregoni (creeping vole), 806 nucleotides. It is a transcript of the gene Spink8, whose product is annotated as serine peptidase inhibitor Kazal type 8 (putative). Gene Ontology annotation, molecular function: protein binding. The transcript has 5 exons. Bases 254 to 574 code for a protein of 106 amino acids. Lineage: Eukaryota; Metazoa; Chordata; Mammalia; Rodentia; Cricetidae. The record is from RefSeq and is a predicted model, not a curated record.